CCAACACCUCCCACCUCCACGCUCUCAACCAGCCCACCAAGCCUGCCUCACUGCACCACUCCUCGCCGCGCGCAUCAUCCCUCCGUCAUCCGCCACUCUCCACGUCUGCUCCUGACCGGUGCUGCAGCGACGCACCCGCCAUGCCGCCUCGCGCCCGUGCCGCCGCGCGUCCGGCUGCUGCGUCGCGCUCAGGCAAGGGCGCCAAGGGUGCCGCAGCCUCAGCCUCGUCGUCGCGUCACGCUGCGUCUGGUAUCGAUGCCGUGCUCAUCGCAUCAGAUGACGACGAGUCGGACGACGAGCUGGCGCUGACCGGGACCACGUCGGUGCGCGUGCCUCGCCGCGCUCUUGCCGCGCUGAGCGUCACGCGCCAGGAGCGCGCCGAUGAGCCUGCUGCAGCUCCAUCCGCAGCGGCUGCUUCCUCGUCGUCAUCCGCAUCGGCGCCGAGUGCCAAGAGCACGAAGUCGAAGAGCAGCAAGGCACCCACCAAGACGCGGCGGAAGAAGGACGCAGCCGCAGCGCAGCCGGAGCACACGCAUGCACAGCCCACGGCGCCGAGCAUGCCGGAGGAGCAGAUCGCCAGCUACCUCGAGAACUACGAUCUGGAAGCUGAGCGGCGGCUGGAGAUGUCGCGACAAGCACUGGUGCUGAGUGUAGAGACCGCGCGACGCCUGAUGGGCAGCUACAUCUCGCGCAUGGCACGGUCGGCACGCAGCAUGCGCCUCGAGGAGUUCAUCACCGAGCACGGCGCACAGGUCAGUUCCGUCGUUGCGCGGCUGGCCACGACGGCCAUGCGUGACGCGCCACACACCGAAUGGAGCAGCGUCGCUGGCAUCAAGCGCAGCGGCGACGAGGCGGCGGAGCGCGGCACAGCCAAGAACGCGCGACAAGCAGCUUCUGCCUCGGGCUCUGGCUCCAGCUCAAGCGCGAAGCCAGCGGAGGCCAAUGCCGCGCCGGCACGGCCGAGCACUAGCAUGAGCAACAAGGCACGUCUGGCCGCUGCACGAGCAAAGCAGGCUGCCGCACGGCGGCCGCCGCCUUCCUCGCCUGCACCUUCGAGCAGCAGCGCGAGCACGCAAGUCCGGCCGCCGUCGAGCGCCGUGUUCGCGCCGCGGCUGGGCGCUCAGGAUCUGGGGCGCAGCAGCAGCGUGCCACGCCUGCCGCCUACGCCCGCUGGGCAGAAGGGCCGCCUGGCACGUGCCGGCGAGACGGUCAUGUGGCAGAGCAUCAACGGCAGUCCCAUCACCGGCGUCAUUGGGCCAGACGGCGCCGUGCGGCCGCUGCCGCCGCGCUCGGCCAUCGCACCUGCCGCAGCGGAGGACGAGAGCAUCGUCGAGCUCGCCAAGGGCAUCGAUGCUGGCCUGCGCCGUCGGAGAAGCGGCGAAGCGGGCGGAGCGGGCGCACCAUCGCCGCUGCGCUGGACAGAAGUGCGCACAGCAGCGUCUACCUCGUCGUCGCCGAUGCGCAGCAGCGACACAUCAAGUCUUGCGGCCCUCGGCGAGGACGCUGCCGAGGUGAGCGGCGAGCUGCCCGACGAGGAGGCGCUCACACGGCAGAUCCUCGCCGAGGAAGCGGCCAAGCAGCGUUCGCGCAUGGCAUCGAGCAGCAACAGCAGUCUACGAUCUGGCGGCGGUGCUCGCCACAAUGGUGCGGCAGCAUCGCGGCCGCCAAGCUCCUCCGGCAACAGCUCCGCCAGCCGGCCGCCUCUCUCGUCGCAGUCGGCGCAAGCGCAGCCGCGGCAUCGCGUCUCGAUCCGCUUCGGCUCGGGCGAGACGCGCGACGUGGCCAGCCUGACGAGCGGCGACGUGCUGCGCAUCCCGCACGAGGAGCGCCAGGCACUGCUGCGCAUGCUGCAGGGCAUGAGCACCGAGGACUGAGCGACGCCCGACCCGGAUCUGCACCACCUCCCUAUACCUCUCCUCGCGCAUCGCUGCGCCGACAUUCUCGCCGAUGCGAUCCUGUACCAUCAUUGACUGAGCCUCUCGCAAGCAGCUUUUCGUCGUCACAGACAUGAAUGAGGAGCGCAUGAUGAUUGCAGGCGUCCAAUGCAGGGUGAAUAGCGGGCCGAGACAGUAAGUAAGGG
This is a messenger RNA of Tilletiopsis washingtonensis, 2080 nucleotides long. RefSeq lists its product as hypothetical. The transcript is spliced from 4 exons. Gene Ontology annotation, biological process: mitotic sister chromatid segregation. Gene Ontology annotation, cellular component: chromosome passenger complex; chromosome, centromeric region; spindle midzone. The record is from RefSeq and is a predicted model, not a curated record. Lineage: Eukaryota; Fungi; Basidiomycota; Exobasidiomycetes; Entylomatales. Bases 141 to 1874 code for a protein of 577 amino acids.